Molecule: messenger RNA, 2577 nt
Organism: Prorocentrum cordatum
Lineage: Eukaryota; Dinophyceae; Prorocentrales; Prorocentraceae
Source: the annotation of a GenBank genome assembly
AUGGAGAGCUCGAACGUGCUGCUCACGUCCACGAAGAACUGGCGCAGCGCCCGCAGCCCGCAGCCCGCCGAGCACCCCUUUGGCAUCAAAUUGUCGUUCCUGGCCGCCCCCAGCACCAAGCGCCAGAAGGAGAGCCAGUUCAAUCUGGGCGUGGGGCUGCUGCAGCCGGCGUCCAGGGUGCGGCUGCUGUGGGAGUUGGUCACCACUCUGCUGGUGAUCUACGACGCUGCGGUCGUGCCCAUGCAGGCCUUCGGCUGGCCCCCGGAGUCCUUCACCGACGUCACAGACUGGAUCAGCCGGGCCUUCUGGACGGCAGACAUCGCGGCCUCUUUCCUCACUGGCGUCUACAUCGAUCUGGAGCUGGAGCUGCGCUUCUGGGAGGUCGCGAGGACCUACGCGAAGGGCUGGAUGGCGUUUGACGUCGUCAUCGUCAUAUCGGAGUGGGUCCCUGUCUUCGUCAUGUCGGGUGGGGGCGAGUCGAGUGGGGCGGGACGGAUGCUGGACCAUUUCCGCCUUCUUCGGUUCGCGCGAACCCUCCGGUUCUUCAAGCUCGAAAUGGUGUUUGAGCGAUUCGGUUCGGUCUUCAACUCGGCGGUGGCGUGGAGGGCGCACAACGUGGUCAGGAUGUUCCUCUACUUCGUCGUUGGGAUCCACAUGACCGCCUGCGGCUGGUUCUGGGUGGGAUCCCGUUCGGGAGAUGGCUGGGUCGCCAGGGAGAUCGAGGAGGAGGCGGGGGUGGACUAUGAGUACCUGACUUCUGUGCGGUGGGCCCUGGCGCAGCUCCACGGCGCUAGCGAGGUGGUCCCGACCAACACCUCGGAAUCGGCGUAUGCCAUCGCUGCGCUUCUGCUGGGCCUGGGUUCGCUGUGCCUGCUGAUCAGCGCCGCCAACUCAGGGAUGAUAAGGCUGCAGGAGAUGCGGUCCUCUGUGGCCAAGCAGCGGCUGCUCAUGCGAUCGUACCUCAGGAAGAACAACGUGUCGCGCGAGUUGUCCUUGGCAGUGAAGAAUUGUUUCGACGUCCAGAUGAAGCUGCGCGUCAAGGAGAGCAAUGCGGACCAGGCCCUGGAGGCCGUGGCGUUCCUGCCGCAGAACCUCCGGAUGGACAUCGAGGAAGAGGUCCGCAGCCCGUUCAUGUUCGCGAACAGCUUCUUUAGCGACAUCGACGACUGCAACCCCCGCAUCGUGCGGCAGCUUUGUCACGAGUGCUGCUCGGAGAAGUCCGUGCGCCCGACCGAGGUCGUCUUCGCGGCUGGGGACGCCUGUACUUCUAUGUACUUCGUCAUGGCGGGCGACUUCCAGUACACGCGUCUGUGCCAGAAGUCCGGGGGCGAGCGCCGCCGAGUUUCGGACACGUCGCCGAGGAAGAGGCCGGCUGCGGACGUGGAGGAUCCGGAGGCGCCCGCAGACUCUGACGACUCGGACGCCGAAGAGGACGAUUUCCGCGAGGAGUACGACAUGGGCCGGAGUUCUUGGGUCAGCGAGGCCGUCAUCUGGGUCUCGGCGUGGGGGCACUGCGGCGAGUUCACCUCCGCGGCCGGCGGAAAGCUGCUGGUGCUGGAGGCCGUGAAGUUCGCCAACGUUCUCUCGCAGCACCACGCUGGUGCCUGCGCGUACGCCGGUAGGUACGGCCGCAAGUUCGUGCAGCAGCUGAACGAGAUCCCCGAGAGGAGCUCCGUGGACAGCAAGGGCAGGACGCUCUCCAGCGCAUACCAGCACUACAUCUUCAUCUCCCACCACAAGGCCGGCGGAGGCACCGAGGCUACGCUAAUGCAGGAGGCUCUAGAGCGCAUAAUCGACAGCGACCUGGAUAAUCCUGGGCACCACAUGAUUGCACCCGUCUUUCUCGAUUCGGAGGACCUGAGCGACUUGAGCGACUUGAAAGGCCACGUGCGCAACACGAUGAACUUGGUGCUGCUGUUAACAGAGGAGGUGCUGAAGCGCCCCUGGGUGCUGGUUGAGAUCGUCACCGCGUAUCAGAAAGGCGUUCACAUAGUGCCGGUCGAGAUUUACAAGCGCGAUGACAAAACUCCAUUCAAGUAUCCCGACGAUGCUUUUUACAAGAAACUUAGCAACGGGGAGCUCCUGACGGAGUCCGAGAACGACCUCCUCAGGGACGAAAGCAUCUCUGUGGACGACCUCGAGAAGGCUUUGCGCCACGUCUUCAAGAAGAUCGCCUUGCCUUUCUCGCCGCACAAGUCAGGCAACGUGCGCGAGGCCGAGCUGACGGACAUCCUCCGCCGCUGCACGGACACCAUCCAGCCCUCCGAUCUUGGCUAUGAGGGUGGAGAACUUCCCGGCGUGCCUGACAGCACGGCUGGCAUCGCGCUCCCCAGAGGCUCGGCAGCGCCCACGGACGCCCACCAGCUCAGCCGCCAGGCCGCGCCGCAGGCGCCAUGCCAACCCUCUCAGACCUCCAGCUUCGGUGCCGUGGCUGGCGCGCAGCCUAAGAGCCCGAGCCACCAGGGUGCAACCGCUGGCAAGCCUACCCUCAGCCCUGUCGGCGAAAAUCCCGCGUCGCCAGCGACCGGCGAUGCAGCGAUCCCUGUUCGAGACGAUCCUGCCAUCAUGCUGAGCUGA